AUGGCUGAUAACGCUGUCAAGGAGGCUGAGGCCGGUGUGGCCAACCUCCUGCUCGAUGAGGUCACCGGCGAGAAGGUUUCCAAGUCCGAGCUGAAGCGCCGUCAGAAGAUGCGUGAGAAGGAGGCCAAGAAGAAGGAGAAGGAGGCGAAUGCUCCUCCCAAGGCUGAGAAGAAGGUCUCCGCCGAGGAGGAGGAGGCUAACCUCACCCCCAACCAAUACUUUGAAAUCCGCAGCAAGAGAAUCAACAAGCUUCGCGAAACCAAGCAGCCCGACCCCUACCCCCACAAGUUCCAGGUUACCGACGAUCUGCGCGAGUAUCUCAAGAAGUACGAUGGUCUUGCCAAGGGCGAACAGAAGCCCGACGUUCAGGUCCAGAUCGCCGGUCGUAUCUUCACCAAGCGUGCGUCCGGCGCUAAGCUGAUCUUCUACGACAUUCGCGCCGAAGGUGCGAAGGUGCAGGUGGUGUGUCAGGCGCAGAACUCGAAGAGCGAGGUUCCCUUCGAGGCCCAGCACGAGCACCUCCGGAGAGGUGAUGUGAUCGGUAUUGUCGGUUACCCCGGCCGUACGAGCCCCAAGAACCGCGCGGACGGUGAACUGUCUAUCUUCGCGACGGAGAUUGUGCUCCUGGCUCCUUGCCUGCACGCUAUCCCGUCCGAGCACUUCGGUCUCCAGGACAAGGAGCAGCGCUACCGCCAGCGUUACCUGGAUCUGAUUAUGAACGACCGGUCGCGCAACGUCUUUAUCACCCGCUCUAAGAUCGUCCGCUACAUCCGCAACUUCUUCGACAACCGCGACUUUGUUGAGGUUGAGACCCCCAUGAUGAACGCUAUCGCCGGUGGUGCUACCGCCAAGCCCUUCGUCACCCACCACAACGAGCUCGACAUGAACCUGUUCAUGCGCGUCGCCCCCGAGCUGUACCUCAAGAUGCUGAUUGUCGGUGGUCUGGAGCGUGUGUACGAGCUGGGCCGCCAGUUCCGUAACGAGGGUAUCGAUCUUACCCACAACCCCGAGUUCACCACCUGCGAGUUCUACUGGGCCUACGCGGACGUGUACGAUGUUAUGAACCUGACCGAGGAGCUGGUAUCCGGCCUGGUCAAGCACGUCACCGGCGGCUACGAGACCACCUUCCACACGCAGACCGGCGAGGAGUACCAGGUCAACUGGAAGGCGCCUUGGCGCCGCGUGGAGAUGAUCCCCGCGCUGGAGGAGGCUACCGGCGAGAAGUUCCCACCGGGCGACCAGCUGCACACCGCCGAGACCGGCGAGUUCCUCAAGCGCGUGUUGAAGAAGACCGGCGUCGAGUGCUCGCCCCCUAUGACCAACGCCCGCAUGCUCGACAAGCUGGUCGGCGAGUUCAUCGAGGAGACCUGUGUCAACCCCACGUUCAUCACGGGCCACCCGCAGAUGAUGUCGCCGCUCGCUAAGUACCACCGUAAGGACGUCGGUCUGUGCGAGCGCUUCGAGGCCUUCGUCUGCAAGAAGGAGAUUGUCAACGCCUACACUGAGUUGAAUGAUCCCUUUGACCAGCGUCUCCGCUUCGAGGAGCAGGCCCGCCAGAAGGACCAGGGUGACGACGAGGCCCAGCUCAUCGACGAGAACUUCUGCACGAGCUUGGAGUACGGUCUGCCUCCCACCGGUGGCUGGGGUAUGGGUAUCGACCGUCUGGUUAUGUUCCUCACCGACAACUACAGUAUCAAGGAGGUCCUGGCCUUCCCCUUCAUGAAGGAGGACAAGACGGCGGAGGGCAGCAAGACGGCCGCUGAGGUGGUUGGCAUUCAACCCCAGCCUGAGGAGGGCAUUGUUGACGACUUCUUGCUUUGCAUCGGUUAA
Messenger RNA from Aspergillus terreus NIH2624, 1830 nucleotides. RefSeq names its product lysine--tRNA ligase KRS1. The record is from RefSeq and is a predicted model, not a curated record. Bases 1 to 1830 code for a protein of 609 amino acids. Gene Ontology annotation, biological process: lysyl-tRNA aminoacylation. Lineage: Eukaryota; Fungi; Ascomycota; Eurotiomycetes; Eurotiales; Aspergillaceae. Gene Ontology annotation, cellular component: cytoplasm; cytosol. The transcript has 3 exons. Gene Ontology annotation, molecular function: ATP binding; lysine-tRNA ligase activity; tRNA binding.